CGCAAGACCGUUCAUCCUGAGCCAAGCCAAUCUAAACGUACCCACAUGUCGACUAUACCGUCCUCGCCGGCGUCCGCUGUCUCGGGUUCGCCGCCUCCGCCGCAUGUGGUGGAGGACUGCAUGGGCAUCGUGCAGCUCCUGAGCGACGGCACCGUGAGGCGCAGCCUAGACUACUCUCACCUGCCGAUGCUGAGACACGUCCCGUCCGACCUGCCCGUCCAGUGGAAAGACGUGGUGUACGACGCCGGCAACGGCCUCCGCCUCCGGAUGUACAGGCCAACCACCGCCGGCCCCGCAGAUAAGAAGCAUCCGAAGCUCCCGGUGCUCGCCUACUUCCACGGCGGAGGCUUCUGCAUCGCCAGCUUCGAGUGGCCCAACUUCCACGCGGGCGCGCUCCGGCUGGCCGGCGAGCUCCCGGCGCUCGUGCUCUCUGCCGACUACCGCCUCGCCCCCGAGCACCGCCUACCCGCCGCGCAUCAGGACGCGGAGACCGUCCUCUCGUGGCUCCGCGACCAGGCUGCUGCCGGCACCGACGCCUGGCUCGCCGAGUGCGCCGACUUCGGCCGGGUGUUCGUCUGCGGCGAUUCCGCAGGCGGCAACAUGGUUCACCACGUCGCCGCCCGCCUCGGUUCUGGCGCCCUCGCGCUCCGAGACAGGGUGCGCGUCGUCGGGUGCGUGAUACUCUGGCCCUACUUCGGCGGCGAGGAGAGGACGGCGGCCGAGGCCGAGGCCGAGGCCAUGGCGCCGUCGUCCGAGUUCGACCCUGGGAGGAACUUCGAGCAGAUGUGGCGGCUGGCUUUGCCGGAGGGAGCGACCAGGGACCACCCGGCGGCGAACCCGUUCGGGCCGGAGAGCGCCCCGCUCGAUGGCGUGCCGUUCCCUCCGGUGCUCGUCGCCAAGGCCGGCCGUGACCGGAUGCGCGACCGGGUGGCUGAGUACGUGGCGAGGCUCAGGGCCAUGGGGAAGCCCAUCGAGCUCGCCGUGUUCGAGGGGCAGGGCCAUGGCUUCUUCGUCUUCGACCCCUUCGGUGAUGCCUCAGAUGAGCUGGUCCGAGUGGUCAGGCAAUUCGUGUGUACGUGUACGGUGGCCGGCCAUGGGUGAUUAGCACAUGAGUAUAAUGCACCGUAUGGGAAGUGGCACAUCAUGUUGGAUCUGUGCAAGCUUCAUGCAUGCUUUGCUUUUCUCGCCGGCCAUGGGUGAUUAGCACAUGUAAUGCUCUUCUCGCCGGUGCUUGUUUCAUAUAUUCAAAGAAAGUGGUGAAUACUUUCGAUUACAAA
This is a messenger RNA of Hordeum vulgare subsp. vulgare (domesticated barley), 1277 nucleotides long. Its product is annotated as probable carboxylesterase 15. NCBI's taxonomy places the organism in Eukaryota, Viridiplantae, Streptophyta, Magnoliopsida, Poales, Poaceae. The transcript is spliced from 2 exons. The coding region runs from base 46 to 1101 and encodes 351 amino acids. The record is from RefSeq and is a predicted model, not a curated record. Gene Ontology annotation, molecular function: hydrolase activity.